Molecule: messenger RNA, 1603 nt
Organism: Pecten maximus
Lineage: Eukaryota; Metazoa; Mollusca; Bivalvia; Pectinida; Pectinidae
Product: Meckel syndrome type 1 protein-like
Biological process (GO): cilium assembly
Cellular component (GO): MKS complex
Source: RefSeq, a predicted model, not a curated record
UCUCCAGAAUACGUUAAGCUUUUGAUUGAAUCAGAUUUGGUGCGGCUAUGGCGGACCUGUACGAGCCUGAUCUCGGUGCAGCGUAUUAUCGCUCUAACGACCCCAUUAAGAAUCUCAAUAUCAGAGUCAAAUUGGAAAAGGUGACCUCAUCUAGUAUUAUACCUCAGCAAACAGAGGAAAAAGAAAAUCAAAAUGUUGAAAUGCAAAGCCUGGCUGAUGAAGUUCAGAAAGAUGAGGAGGAAAGAGUUUUUCAUUGGCAGGAAAAAGUUUUCUGUCUGAGAGAAACCGAGCUGUACAGCAAUGAGGCUAGCUGUGAAGGAGUCAUGGAAAAGAAAUACAACAAAGAUGUCACAGAAAUUCUGGAGAAAGGGAAGCCUAACAACCGUCUAUUUUCAUAUGUUGAUCAUGACAAAUUCAGUCAGAGUAGUGAGUCAGUUCAGUACUUAACUACAUCAGCCAAUGAGAAGCCGUCCUUUCUUACCGAAAAAAUGGCCAAUCUACGAAGAAGGAAAGUCGGGGGUGGCAAGAAAGAUGAUAACAGAAGAAACAAGGCCUUCAGAGAAGUCGGUUUCGUGCCGAAAAUAAACACUGUUGAUUAUAAUCCGUCGGAGGAGUUACGCAACAGAAAUCACAUCAUGGCUGCUCCGAUGCAGGUGCAUUACAUCAUGGCUGACCUCAGUCGCAGAGAAGAGGGCAGUGGAACUCUUCAAGAAGAGGCAGUGUUGUGUAUGAUACAAAUGGAUGCCAAUGGCGUAAUAUGCAUGCGUCCCGACUUCAGCAAAGGCAAGAAACCUUACGUCGUGGAAAAUAAUAUCAAAGGAGAUGUUUUUGAAUACACAAUACAACACAGUUCAAAGAUCAUGAAUAGACAGGAACAGGACAAGGAGCUGAAGAUGUAUCGUGAGGUUUACAGUCGCCACUCAGACUUCCUACAGGCGUGCGUUGGUGAGGAUUUUGAAUUGCCACCCCUGAAUGUUCUUAGGCUAUUGGUUUAUGGAGAGAUGGAAUGUGCCCGGGACUUUGAGUAUGACGAUCUGUACCUACAUUUCCUUGUAGACUUACCAAAACACUGGACGGCUGACCGGUCACAACAGUUAUCCUGGGUAACACAGACAUGUAGGACAAAGGUCGAAGGUCGGGAUAACGUCUCAUACUUCAGCUUCCCAUUUAACUUUGAAUUGUUCUACAAAGACACUUCCAUAAGAGAUGAAGAUAAAGAGCCUCUUCCUCACUUUCCUAUCAUCAUGGUGGAGGUUCUGUCUCUGGACAGGUGGAACAGAUUCCGGACCGAAGGAUACACAUACAUAUCAAUCCCUACUCAUCCAGGUACAUACAGAGAGAAUGCUCGAUGUUGGAGGCCCAUUGGGAAGUCGGCCGCAGCAGAACUACGCAGAUUUUUCAUCGGGGGUUCACCCGAACUUGAAGACAUCACUUAUACAGCCAUCCCAUCUACUUUUCAGGGGUCACACUUGAGUAAGUACGGGUUCCGGACAGAAUCCACAGGAACAAUCAGUACCAAGCUUAAUGUCAUCCUACAAUCGCAAGCAUUCAUGGAAAAGAAAGCCAACAAAAAAACAUUAGGAAAUCUUCUGGAUAACUUAGG